UCGGGGCGAACCGAAGAGGGGCUCGGCGCCUUCCGCAUGUACAAGUGCUAGCCCAGGCAGGAGGGAGCGCCUUGGCGGAGGAAUCAAGGAAGAAGGGGGAGGGAGAGGCACGCCAGAAUCUCAGUCCUGGGCGCCUCGAUCGGCCACGGAGGAGCUGCAGCCUCCAACAGGAAUUUGUGCAUCUCUGACAUGCUGUCUGCUCUGCUCAGUGACUGAAGGCCCCUGUAUCCCAGCUCAGCCAGGAAGCAAAGGUUGGCACAUCGCCCCGAGCCAGGCCAGCCAGGAGCGCUGCAUGCAAAUUCCGCCUUAUUCUAGGGCAAGCUAACCAGAGCCAGCGGCAUGGACUUCGUCAUGAAGCAAGCCCUCGGAGGGGCCACCAAGGACAUGGGGAAGAUGCUGGGAGGCGAGGAGGAGAAGGACCCCGACGCGCAGAAGAAGGAGGAGGAGCGGCAGGAGGCCCUGCGGCAGCAGGAGGAGGAGCGCAAAGCCAAGCACGCGCGCAUGGAGGCCGAGCGCGAGAAGGUCCGGCAGCAGAUCCGAGACAAGUACGGGCUAAAGAAGAAGGAGGAGAAGGAAGCCGAGGAGAAGGCAGCCCUGGAGCAACCCUGUGAGGGAAGCCUGACCCGGCCCAAGAAGGCAAUCCCUGCAGGCUGUGGGGACGAGGAGGAGGAGGAAGAGGAGAGCAUCCUGGACACGGUGCUCAAAUACCUGCCUGGGCCACUGCAGGACAUGUUCAAGAAGUAACCGGCCUCCUGCCCCCUCCCCACUCCACUUGUUACUAUUUUUUUUGUUGUUGUUCUUUCUUUUCUUUUAAUUCCGUUAAGUCUCAGUUCUGAAGGGGAAAACCUCAGUUGGCCUCUGCCCCCCUUCCCUGGCCAGGGGCUCCUCCCCCUCAGCUCUCCCUGACACCUCCCCUUCAUCCCAGGGUAUCCAGCCCCAGCCCAAUCCCAAGUAGCUUGAAAAGAAGACAGCUUUUCCCCAGCAGGGGGCCUUGAACCUGGGGCCGAAGGCACUGGGGUCCCCUCAGGAAGCCUAAGACCUAUGCUAGUAUGAUAACCCCCAUACAUUCCUUCAUGCUCCCCACUGCCAGGAGGACCACUGUCCCCAGCCAGCCAAAGUAAUGAAACAUUCCAGCCCUGCCCAGCAUGCUGACCUUUGGCCUCUGACCACCAGUGGGCCUCAGGUCAGGGCAGGGGCACAGAGUGGCCUGGCUCUGAGAGAGUUAGGGUAAGCCCGCCCUGUGAGGACCCAGCCUGAGAGGCCCCGGGUCUAGCCAGGCUAGGGUCUAGACAGGAGGCUGGGGCUCUCCUUCUUCCCUCUUCCUGUUGACACCCAGCCCAGGAGCACCUCUUCCCCAAUUCCCACCCAGAGAGGGAUGUCCCCUGCCAAGCUGGUCCCUCCAAAUGGAUCCUCUUUGGACUUUAGCUCAUCUAUGGAGGAGCCCCAGAGUAGGGGCAGCCCCUUGUUCCCCCCUCCCCACCCCACUUAGUUCCUGGGACCCCACUGCCAGGUUGGGUCCAGGUUGCCCAGCCAAGGGGCUGCCCAGGCCCCCAGAAAACACUUGGAGCCAUCGGGCAGCAAUGGUCUAUACCAUGGGACCCCCCCUAUUGGUGUGGCCAAGCUGCCCCCAUUCCUAUCCACCCCUUUUCCCCACCAUGUCUUGUCCAUGUGCUUCCAGGGCCCCAUGGUCCCCAAGAGGACCCUUCCUGGCCAAAGCCCCAAGCCUUUGGGGAGAAGCCAAUUCCCACUUGAGACACUGGCCAAGAACAAACUGUCCUCUGGGAUGUAUGGGACUGGCAUUUCUCACCCCCCCUCCCCAUCCUAAAUUGCCAAGGCUUCCUGCUCAGUCAGUUGUGUGAGAAUGGGGUGGGGUGGGGUGGGGGUGGGGAGGGGGAGGGCAAAUGAAGGUGGGAAGUGUGUGUCCAUGCACGCAUGCCAGUGCGCACAGAGACUGCAUCAGUGGUUGUGUGUCCAGACAAUGUACACAUGUGUGUGCUUAGGGGGUGUGUGUCUCAUUGUGUACGUUAGUCAUCAUAUCUCUGUGUUAGAGAUUGCGUAUGUCAGGCAGCCUUGCGUAUGUGUUUGAAGUGGUGAGUUUGAGCUGAGAUUGUGUCAUACGUGAGUGCUAGCCAUCUCAUGUGUGUUUAGAGAUUGCACGUGUUAGCUUGAAUAUGCAUGUGUUUUCAAAAUGGCAUGUGUGUCAGGAGCGAUAAGCAUGUGUUAGAUGUUGUAGACGUGUGUGUUUGAGAGAAUUGUCACAUGUACUUAGGCUGCUGUGUGCAUGUGUGUGGGUCUGAAAAGGCAGCUGUGUGCAUGGACAUGUGCUUGGGGAGAAAAAACAUGGGUAAGAUGCCCCCUCCCAGCCCUGAGACCAUUGCUCACAGGUGGCCACAUCUCACAGGAGACCUUGUCCUUGGCCUAGAGUCCUCUCACCCUUGGGGGGUUCCUGCCUGAGGACCUCAGAAUUUCACUGAGACAGACCCAGGCAGCACCCCAGGAAGCCAUGCUGGGCCCCAACCAGGGCCUAUCUCAAAAGCAGGGACUAGGGAGGGGGGCGACUUGCCUUCCCCUGAAGCCCCUGCCCUAUUGGCCCCAGUUUGCAUUCUGCGGGUUUUCCAUUUUAGUGGAUUUAUGCUUUUAUUUCAGAGAGAGACAUGUGUCUUCUCUGUCCGUUUCCAAUAGUUAAAGCCAUAUCAGUUAGACUGCAAUACUUUUAAGAUGAGACAAAACAAUCCAUAUGUUUAGUGAACCAGAAAAGUCCCCAGGUCUGUCCCUUCUCUGGGGAGCAGGGCCUCAGCAGCUCCAGCUCCCUGGACUUACCCUCGUCCCCCGCCCCCUCCCCUUGUGCCCCUUGCGCCCCGGUGUCCCACCCUCCAGGGACCUGUGUCCGUGUCUGUGCCUGUGUCUAUGAUGGGGAGCCACCUUGCACCCUGUUGUCUGCUUGUCUGUGUCUGUUAUCCUGGGCAGGAUGGUCAUUCUCAAGAGCCAUGGGGUCCUGGGCCAGAGACAGACAAGGCCCCAUCCAGGGGUCCCCAAGUCUCCUAGACCCCAUGUGUGAGCCCCACUUUGACACAGGGGUGGACACCAAGUGUUUAGAGAAGUCUCCCCCUUGACAGGGGCCCCUGGACCUCGAAGGUGAUGCCAGGGCACAGAGAGUGCCAGAUGGGUAGCAGAGACCAAGGCCCAGGGUGCUUCAGAUAGGCAAGGAAACUCAGCCAUACAGAUACCCCAGGUGAGCCUGAGGGAUCCCAGACCCUCAGAAGGUAUCCCUGGUCUUCUCCGCAGCCCCUCUGGGCUCCCAGAGUGGGCUCAGGGCUUUUCAGCGCCAUCCCAGUGCCCUCCAGCUGGCUGGCUUAGUCCAGGUACACAUCUUGGACUCUUUCCUUCUGCUCCUGGGCAGCAGGGCUUGAGGUCUUCCUGGACGCAGGGGCAGGGAGAGAAUUUCUGCCGGGCACAUACCUGACUCCAACCACCAUCAAGAGAUAACUCUCAGGUCCAGGGGGACACAAUGACUGUCAUUUCUGACAUGGACCUGACUGGGGAGAAUUUAUGUGUGGCCCAGAGAGGAUGCAUGUGUGCCAAUACACUGGUGGGGGACAAAAUGCAUGCAGGGUGCUCUAGCAGGGAAAGGGGUGGACCUUGGACAUGAGGUAUAUAUGACCCACUGGAUGGGAGGGGAAUGAGUGUGUCACACACAAGUGGGACAGUGUGCAUGUGACACAUUUAGGGGAGGAGAGGCCCUAGAAUUCAACCCACACACAGCACAUAAGAAACAAUCCCCAGCUGGGGGAAUAGGGAGAAGUGGUCAUAUGUAUUUGGGUGAAAACAGAGUGAGACAGGAGGAGGUGUGGACCACCCCUCCCCCCCCCACAUGGGCAUGUGUGCUUGCUGGGAAGGCCCCCAGGCUCCUGUGCCUGGGAUUCACUGCCAGAGAGGAGAAAGAGGGAGUCUCUGGAUCUCCCUGUGCUAGGCACUGGUGAUGGGCCGGGAUUUCCAAACGUGGACGUCGUCCACUCCAGGUCCAGGAGCUUCUGGAAGGUGUCCUUAACUGCAAAGCUGUGUUGGGUGCUCCUCCAAAUGAAAGUGGGAAGUGAAGAGGCCCUCCCAGAUUGUGUGUGGGAGAGAGAAAGAGAACGGGAAAGAAAGACAGGUGUUGCAGUCUAGGCCCUCUCAGGUGAGGCAGCUGGUGAGCAAAGCAGCCCCUCUGAAAGGCUGUGGCCAGAGUAAAUGGGGACUCCCCAUCCCUAAGAGCCCCCGGCACCCAGCUGGCAGGGUGCCCAGCCCUGCUACCCACCUGCCCCAUCCUUCUCUGGUUUCACAGUCCCCUGACUGCACAGGGAGGCAGGGGGUGAGGGUCAGACAGUCUCAGAUGGGCGUUGUUUCCCAGGCCUGAGCACAUGCUUCCCACCAAAUGUCCCCUGCUCCAGUCCCCACUCCUGUUGCCCUACCCUCUUCACUGGGGAGAGAACAGGAGGUACUCGUGCUGGCCCUGGGGUGGGAGUGGGGAGUCCUAGCAAGACCCAGGCGAGACUGACCAUCCUGCUCACGCGGGGGAACUCCUUUCCUACAUUUGUGACGUGUCCUUGUUGCGCUGCUUCCUUUAAAUGUGUCAGUGCCUGGGGGGAGGGGAGGGGAACCACCUCAAACCCCCCUGAACCUGACCAAAAGCCAUGGCUGUUGCUCCCCCCUUUGUAUGACACAAAGGCUACCAUGUACAAAACCAACCAUGACAACAAAGGAAAAGACCUUGUACAGCA
Messenger RNA from Galeopterus variegatus (Sunda flying lemur), 4757 nucleotides. It is a transcript of the gene CPLX2, whose product is annotated as complexin 2. The coding region runs from base 340 to 744 and encodes 134 amino acids. Gene Ontology annotation, cellular component: SNARE complex; terminal bouton. The transcript is spliced from 5 exons. Gene Ontology annotation, biological process: synaptic vesicle exocytosis; neurotransmitter transport; regulation of neurotransmitter secretion. The record is from RefSeq and is a predicted model, not a curated record. NCBI's taxonomy places the organism in Eukaryota, Metazoa, Chordata, Mammalia, Dermoptera, Cynocephalidae. Gene Ontology annotation, molecular function: syntaxin binding.